Messenger RNA from Sebastes umbrosus (honeycomb rockfish), 2231 nucleotides. It is a transcript of the gene slx1b, whose product is annotated as SLX1 homolog B, structure-specific endonuclease subunit. Gene Ontology annotation, cellular component: Slx1-Slx4 complex. Lineage: Eukaryota; Metazoa; Chordata; Actinopteri; Perciformes; Sebastidae. Gene Ontology annotation, biological process: double-strand break repair via homologous recombination. The transcript has 5 exons. The coding region runs from base 226 to 1029 and encodes 267 amino acids. The record is from RefSeq and is a predicted model, not a curated record. Gene Ontology annotation, molecular function: crossover junction DNA endonuclease activity; 5'-flap endonuclease activity.
UAGACAGGACCCAUGCGAAUGUAAACAAACCUCUCAUUUGUUGAAAGUCAGCUCUGUAACUGAGUGAAAAUGUUUAAAUAAUCUGCUUUAGAGUAUAAGUAAUGUUACCGACAGAAUGUCAACAUUAUCACAACUUAAUUGGCUCAUAUUUUACUAUAGUUUUGUAUCUUUUUGUUAAUGGUUUUACUAGUUAAGAGUUAAAGUAGUAGCUGAGUAAUACUAACAAUGGUUGUGGAGGUAGAGAGCUUCUGUGGUGUGUACAUGCUGUACUGCACUAAUCCUAAAUAUAAAGGUCGUAUCUACAUCGGCUUCACUGUGAAUCCUGAGCGAAGGAUCGGACAACACAACGCUGGAAGACACCGAGGAGGAGCCAAGAGGACCAGUGGAAGAGGACCAUGGGAGAUGGUCCUCAUUAUACAUGGCUUUCCCUCUGAUAUUGCUGCCCUUCGGUUUGAGUGGGCGUGGCAGAACCCUCACUCCUCCAGGUGUCUUUCCCACGUCUCCCGGCGCGCCAGGAAAGAGUCCAGCCUGCAGUUCCACUGGCGCGUCGUCUCCAACAUGCUGCGGGUGGCGCCGUGGAACAGACUGCCGCUGACGGCCCGCUGGCUCAAACAGGAGUACAGGAUGGACUUUGAGCCCAGUCUGCAGCCGCCUCUGCACAUCCCCAUCGCUUUUGGGAGUGUGAGAGCCACGAAGAAGAAGCUGCCGCUGCAGUCUGUAGGGGAGGAGGAGGAAGAGGAGGAGGAGACAUCCAGGUGUUCUCUCUGUAAAGGGCGGGUCAAGGUGUCAGAAAAGCUGAGCUGUUUCCACCCGUCCUGUGGAAUGAGCAGUCAUGUGACCUGCCUCGCUAAACAUUUCCUGAAGUCGGAGCCGUCCCACCUCCUGCCAGUGGAGGGUGAAUGCCCGGCGUGUCGUCGCUCUGUGCUGUGGGGGAGUCUCAUCCGCCAUAAACACGGCUGCUCCGGAGACCUGGAGGUGAUCACACCGUCUGCGUCCCAGAGCCACUGGGCAGAUCAACUGCAGAUAUGAGAGAGUGGAGCCUGCAAACCUCAUCGUUUAUUUCCUUCUUAAAGCCCCCCCUCCAGCCAGUUUUACUUUCCUUCAAGUUCUCUCUCAAACGGAGAAUGGGGGGUGUGGUUAAUAGUCAGACGUAAUUCAUUACCACUGCAACCAGGUUGCAUCGUUUUUCAACCCAGUUUAGAUGAAUUUACUGUUCAUCAGACCACAAAUGAGACAAGAAUUAGCUCAACACAACGACCCUAUCUCACUUGCUCUCUUCUUUACCGUCUCCUCCUGGUGAGGCGGCCGUCUGGCUGCUGCUGUGCCGAGGAGCCGCACGCAGCCCACAGCACACCGCAGGACGGAUAGACAUGCUACCGAGGUCCAUCAUUUGAAAUGCCGUUUUGGAGGUACACCGCACCGGGCUGCACUGUGAUUCGUUUAGUUCUCUAACGGGGCCUUUCUCUUGUUUUCUUUUGGGCUGAAAAUUGUUGGUGGUGUCUGGACCCGUUCAAGGCCGGCAAAACCUCCAAAACGGCAUCUGCUGCUUUCCGUUAAUUUAUCUCCAGGAGGAGGAGACCGUAAAGAAGAUAGUGAGUGAGAGACACAGUCAGUGCGUUGCAUCGUAUAAUCCACUACGUUGAUUGCACCCGUUCAACGCACACACUAAUGCCAUUGUUAAAAUAAAAUGAAAUGAAACCCCUCAGUUAGCUGAUGCAACAAGUUGGACUAGCUAACUAACUAGAAAGACAAACUGACAGACAGAUAAGCAGAUUUAUCAGUUUGCUGCGGCUCAGACUCAAACGAGCAUGAGUGCUCCUGCAGCUUGGAGGAUGACCUUUGACCUGCAGCUUCUACCAUAGUCAUACGUCUUAUUCCCAUUUUACCAACAAACUUUUUUUUUCUUUUUUUUUUUUUAACUUUGAGCACAAAAUUAAGUUAUUUAUAAUUUUUUUUGGCUAAUCUGAUGGCUAAAAUAAAUAUGAAAUAUCAUGGAAAUGCCAAAAUAUACUGGAGGGGGGGCUUUAAGUAACUGUGGUGCCACAUGACACUGUCAUAGAUAGUUAUGUGUAAACUGAACAGGACCAUACAGUAACUUCAUAAAAGCUGUACAUCUCUGUCCAGUGUCCCCCCAGUGUUAUCAUUCUGAUCAUGUCUUCAGUAUCAUGUAUGUUUAAUGUAUUCACUUUUUAUUGCAUCGUGUAACAAAUAAAAUGAGAUUGUUUUGUAGC